Triplophysa rosa is the source of this 3222-nucleotide messenger RNA. Its product is annotated as GRIN2-like protein. Lineage: Eukaryota; Metazoa; Chordata; Actinopteri; Cypriniformes; Nemacheilidae. Gene Ontology annotation, cellular component: plasma membrane. Gene Ontology annotation, biological process: neuron projection development. The transcript has 3 exons. Bases 1077 to 2516 code for a protein of 479 amino acids. The record is from RefSeq and is a predicted model, not a curated record.
AACUAGAUGCUUUGUCGCUUUUGUCAGAAAGAGAGAUGGGCUAAUACUCUCCCAUGCUGGCGUUUCCUCCAGUUUGUAAAUUUUAUUUCAUUUUCUUAAUUUGGACACAUUUUUUCUCAAACUAAAUUAUUUGCUGACGUGUCUCCUAACUUGAAGUGGCUCAGGAUACACUAUUGAGGUUGACUUCAGAACAAGUUUUUAUUGACCAUUCAGAAGCUUUGUCUGUUAUGCUUCUCAUCGUGAGAGUGUAAACAGGGCAGUAUGGGAGUGGCUGGUGUUAAGGUAGGUGUGUGAACAUUGGACAGGAAAAAUCCUUCUGCUUCAGGAGGAAAAGAGGUAAAAGAACAAUAGUGCCCUUUGGAACAGCCAUGACUCACACCUGAGGACUGUCUUAUAUAAGAGAAAGUUCAGAGUCCUAUUAAAUGACACCUGAGACAGACACAGACACAGGAGACUCGCCUCUAACCACCUAAGUACUGAAUACACAUAUGGAAGAUGGGUGAAGUGGCAACAACCCUGGCGGCUUAAUAACCACUGCACCUCCUCAUCAUCACCAUAUUCUCCUCCUCCUCUCUGUAUCCAAUCUCCUUCAGCUCUUCUCUCCAACCCUCCACCACAUCACACGGAUAGUCUUUCUCCACAACACCCACACAGCCACACACAUUCCUCUCUUGCUAUCUCCCUCUCUCUCUUACACACACACACACACACACACACACACACAUGCCCUCCUGCUUGGGGAUUUGAAGAUGUGACUGAAGCUGCCUUGUAAUCAUAUGAAAGUGGAAUAUAAUCCCGAAGCUCCCUCCAUCUUUUUCACUCUUGGAGCGGGGAUGUUGAAGGAGAGGACAGAGAUGAGUGACAUGUAAUGGAAUGAUUGUGGAAAUAAGAUCCUGCUGACCGUUUCUCAUUUUAUGUGGACCUGCGCUGACGCUGCACCUUCAGGAGACUGGGAUGACACCACAGGGCGUUAAAGAGAUACUGGGCAGGUAAAGACCGGGGACACAAACGACAAAGAUCAAAAGGGAUCGUAAGCAUCAUCUGUGACUGGGACACAAGAGACUGGGCAGCCUGUGAUGGAACGGUUCUCACCAGGGGUCACAAUUCCCUCAAACCCUGCUGAGUGUGUCGCCUCUGACCCGAUUUCUGCUGAGGUGAAGGUCUUCCACCAGCCUGAGGAACAAUUAAAGAGCUCCAGUGAAAUAUCAUGCUCACCAAAGAACAUUAAAGACAGUGAACAGACUGCUGCACUAACCUGCAAUAUCAACUCUGACCAUGUGACUGAUCAACAACAUACAGGUCAUCACUACAUUGCAGAGACCCAUGUGUCUGACGGUGCAGAUUUACAGCUCAAAGACAUAAUGAACCAUCACAAUAAACAAGCAUGUGGAGGAUUAUUGUCAGUGCACAGGGACCACGUUUUAUAUCCUCAUAGAGACCUGAAAGAACACAGCCUGUUAUCAAUACAGAGAAGCCAAUCAGACAGCUUGCAGAUAUAUGAAGACGGCCAAGCUCCUUCUCGCAACUGUGAUGCUGGCUCAUUUUGUUACCCAAUAAAGGAGCAGGAGACUUGUGCGCAGUCAUUCCCGUCUUUAGUGUGUAAACAGGCCAUGCCGCUUCAGCAAAGCAAUACGGUUACAACAUCCACCAGAACGGGGAGCAGCAGAUCAGGCAGUCCCACUCAGCCAUCCCAACAAACAUUUGUUCAGACUGGCGCAUCUUCCCAAAUACAAGUGCCCAGUGAGGCCAUUCCAGAGUCUUCUUGCUCGAAAUUUCAUGAUGCCGUUUGCUGUAAUUUACACUUCCAUCAUGGAGCAGUAGAGGACACGUUUGCAGCAUACUGCCACCCACAGCCCAUUCCUGCCCCAGCACAGCUGUUGCCACACUUAGUGGGAAUGGAAGGGAACCACAGGGCCCAGGUGGCAUCAGGCAACUCGCUUGCUCUCCCUCGACUCAUCAGCUCUGUCAGCGAGACAGGAUUGAAUGCUAAACGACUGUUUCACUGCUGCGAUCUGGACUGCUCUUGGCCUGGUCCACUGCGUCCCACAAGAACUCAGAUGAGGCAGUGGAAAGAUGGAGAGACCACAAGGGAAGCAGCGACCAUGACCUCACAGAAAGAACUGAGAGAUAUAGGGGUGCAAGUAGGUCAAGACUCUGAGGAAUAUCCAGAGCACGUGUUCCCAGAAGUAUGUCUGCUUGAGGAAAAGGUGAACGGGAGCGACAAAACCGCGCCAAAGAGUCAAAAGUCUCCUGUAAGGGAUGUGAAAUGGGAUGCAGAAGGCAUGACCUGGGAAGUGUACGGAGCCUCAGUUGAUCCCGAGGAACUUGGAAUUGCGAUUCAGCAACAUCUGGAACUGCAGAUUAAAGAGACUAUGGGAAUAGCAGCAAAGCUCUCGCGCCAGAACACAGCAACAUCUCAGCACAGCUCAGGAUCAACACACGGGAAUAAAAGGAGGUUAUUGAAAUCCCUGCGUCGUCCAGGCUGCUGUACUAGUACCACCACUGCGGUGGACUAAAUAACCAACGUGACUUCAAACUGAUAUUUUUGAAAGACCUUUAGAUAUUGAAAGCCAAGUGAAAACUAGAUUCAUUCUAACCUUGAUCAUUUUACAAGAAAAAGACAUUUCUUAAAAAUUCUUUGUAUUUGCUCUUGGAUAACAGAACUAAGUAGUAUGUUAUGGAGAAAAUUGUGCACAUAGGUCUUCCAUUCAUUUGAAUAAAAAGAUAAUAGAAAUAAAUGUAUAACUAAACAUAUAUAUGUAAUAAAACUAAUCAGUAGAAUUAGUUUGUCAAGCUUUAAUAAUUUACAGAAAGAUUGUGUGUUUUUAUAACUGCUAUCCUUGUAUUUUAGUUUUCCUUCACCUUUCAAAGAUUAUGACUUACAAUAAUGUAAAAUUGUGUCCAAUAAUUAAAAUGUGUUGAUUAUUGAAUCAGCUUCCAGCACUCUGUUAGAGGUAUUAGAAUGACGCGACCUGCUGGACAAAACACAAUUACAAAGGCUGAUCAAAUUAUAUGAACAUAAAAAAUAAUGUUAAUAUUUAAGUCUAUUUAAAAAAGUACUAGAGCCACAACAACGCCAAUGCAGACACAUAAUCAUAUAAUUUCCAAACAACUUUCCCUUUAAUGAAGGAACAUAGAAAAUACUGCAGCACGUACAUUUGUCAAAAUGUUUGAUUGUUUGUCAAAAAAAGCUUUUCAAAGCUAAUUAAAUGUUUCAGAAGC